Messenger RNA from Aspergillus oryzae RIB40, 444 nucleotides. RefSeq lists its product as uncharacterized. The transcript is spliced from 2 exons. Gene Ontology annotation, cellular component: HAUS complex. The record is from RefSeq and is a predicted model, not a curated record. NCBI's taxonomy places the organism in Eukaryota, Fungi, Ascomycota, Eurotiomycetes, Eurotiales, Aspergillaceae. Gene Ontology annotation, biological process: spindle assembly. Bases 1 to 444 code for a protein of 147 amino acids.
AUGGCAGCGACAGCGGGGGAGGUCCUGGCGACAAGGGCUGCGGUGCUGGAGCGUACGGUGGUGUUACUGGAGCGCGCCAAACAUGGGGCACUCGCCCGAGCCACAAAGGCGAAGGCGGAGCAUCUAGCUACCGUAGCACGGGGCGUGGAAGGGAAGUUGAGUGUGACGAAACUGGAUAUUUGUGCCACGAUACACACGCCCGAAACUAUUGCUGCUCUGAGCCGAUACCGCCAGCACCUCCAAGACACCCGAGAGCGGCUGGAGGAGAGAAAGACGUCAGCCCUGGAGGAACUAAAAGCAUAUGAGGUGGACGACUCGCGAGCGAACGAUAGAGCUGGCAGUAGAAGCCGGUCAGCAACAGGGCCUAUGAGGGAUAUUACCCGACAAUACGGGGAUUUAAUCCGAGAAAUUGAAGAUGUGAGGUCGGAGAUUGAAAGAUUAUGA